AUGAGCGCCACAACACGUACAGGAUUAGUUCCCACGCCCAAGAGGCAUGUCAAGUAUCUUAAAAAGCGCAAGAAUCAGCAUGGCGAUGUUUCGCGAAUGCCGCUCAAGUUCGAGGCCACGCCCAUGCCCCUUUCGCUACGCCCCUUUGGCGGGCUCUUUAAUCCUUUUGCCAAGGGUUGCUCGGUGCUUUGCAAUCAUCCAGCUCCGUCUGGGGUUAAGGACGUGAUCAAUCAGCUGAAGACAUCGCUGGCGAUUGAGGGCAAAAGUCAGCAGCACGGAAAGCAGGACAAAAUUCCCGAGGAGCCGGAACUGCAACCCCAUGAGGCGGAUAAUAUUCCGGAGGAUCUGUUCCGGCGAUAUGCAGAAACGGAUUCGCGACCAAUGACGCCAACUCCCACGGUAACAAGUAUCCAUACAAGAACCAGUGCUGGCUCCUUCUAUCGACGAUGCAUAACACCAGAGUGGGGAAAACACGAAAAUAUUAAGAGGAAGAAAAUCAUAUUGGACUUGAGAAGAUCCCACUCCCAAGAGACUCUCUACUGGAAACCCAGUUCGGAUUUGACCCAAAGUGGUUUGGAGGAGGACAAGAAGCCCAAGAGUGCGGGUGCCAACGAGGACAAGAAGCCGAAGAGGCAGCCUUCCAAUGAGCAGAGACCCAAAUCUUCAAUGGCCACGGCCAAUUUGGCUCCAGGAGGAGAUGCCACCAGUGAUCAGGAGGCCAAGCCCAAAACCUGCAUCAACGAACACGAACUGAGCGACGAGGAUGUGCGUCGGGGCAAAAAACGAAAGAAGUUAAAACCAGCUCAAGCCACCACCACUUUUCACUUGAGUGAGGAUCCAGAGACUCAGGUGGCUGCUCUGGGCCCCGAUUCACUCAAUCCCAGUACCAGACCCAGUUUGAUACCCAAUUCACUCACCUUGCUGCCCAAGGAUAAAAGGGAGACUGAACGAGAACCCAUCCUCUUGAAGGGAAGUUUUCUCACCGAUGAAGCCUUUCAGGCCCUGAAAACCGAUUUGGAUGUGGAUCUCAUAGAAAACACAUUUGGAAGAUAUCUAAAUCGAGCGCUUCGAGAAGCCAUCAAGUACAUGCCACCCAAACCUAAAACGGUGCCAAAACCCACCGAAGAUAAGGUUCCCCCAGAAACAACGUCUAAAAUGCCGCGAAAAUUUUCCAAAUCAGCAACGAGAUUCGAUGUGCCCAUGGAUCUUUCCAUGUUGAAAAAUAUGACCCCAUGGGACUAUUUGAGCAAGUGCGUCUGGGUAUCGCAACAGAGAAAACAGCUGUAUAAAAGAGUGUUUUUGAAAUAUCUAAGUCGAAUCGAGGAGCCGGAAAGUGAGUUGGCGGUUAUGGGAAUGGGAAACGAUGAGCUGCCGGAAUAUAAAUACCGGGAAAGAACCCUCGUCUGGCAGAGCCUGCCGCAAGCUCUGGAGGAUGUGUUGGAGUUUCAUGGAACAGAGGAAAAUGUGCAAGGGACUCUCAGAAUGUUGGGAUACGAGUCACAUGGAUCGGGUGACUUGGAUUUCCGCGCCUGGUGCGGAAUAGUCUCCUUCGCAGAGAGAUUGGCCCUUGCUGAUGAGUCGGGAUCGGAUGAUUCAUGCGACGAACUGGAAAAGGCCGACUUUAAUAGCAUGGAGCAAAUAAUGCCGGACUUUGCUGUGCCCGAAAAGCUCAGGGACAUUUUCAAUGUAAUUCGAAAGACGCACAAAACUAGGUACUAAAAUAUACGCA
Drosophila takahashii is the source of this 1729-nucleotide messenger RNA. RefSeq lists its product as uncharacterized. The record is from RefSeq and is a predicted model, not a curated record. Lineage: Eukaryota; Metazoa; Arthropoda; Insecta; Diptera; Drosophilidae.